UUUUGUAUAGCCUUGAAAGUUGGUGUACAGCACCGUUUAAGCCACCCGGUUGGUGGAAGGUGGAUGUUUGUUCAUCGGGAACACAACGAAGUGAACGGGGUAUGUUAGUCGACAGCUGUAUGAUAAUGAGCUCCCGCGCGUCGCUGAGUACCGGCACGUGCCACAGAAGGCGCGAGCUCGACAGAGAAAGCGUCCGCGUGCUGCGUUUGACAGGAGCACUCGGUGAAACUAUGCACUCGCGCAGUGCAGAAGGAUCUCUGCGGAAUCUUCAGAAACUUAAGGAACGUGGCGGUUCAAUUAUUUAUUUGUUUUAUGUCACGUUAGGCGAUUUACUUUUUAUUUUAGUUUGCAAGUCAAACCAAAUAAUUUUGUGGUCAAUAUGCUUCUGGAUUCCGCGUUCGUGAAGAUGAGGAUGUUCGAAAGACUUCAUUGUAAACUGGACUUCUCCUAUGAUGACACUAAGGUGGAGUUCAACGUUGACGCUCCUAAUGGCGUGGUCAUGGAAGGAUACCUGUUCAGGGCCAGCAAUGCCUUCAAGACCUGGAACAGGCGAUGGUUUUCCAUUCAAAACAGCCAACUGGUUUACCAAAAGAAACUCAAGGACUCUCUGACCGUUGUGGUGGAGGACCUGAGGUUAUGUUCUGUCAAGCCAAGCGAGGACAACGAGCGGAGGUUCUGCUUCGAGGUGGUCUCACCUACAAAGAGCUGUAUGCUGCAGGCCGAGUCUGAGAAGCUGCGUCAGGCAUGGAUUCAGGCGGUGCAGGCUAGCAUAGCCUCUGCAUACAGAGAGAUCACCGACAACUACUACAUAGAGCGCCUGGCCCGCACCGCCUCGCCCUCCACCAGCAGCAUCGACUCGGCCAGUGAGCCCCGGGAGGGGGAGAGCCUCCUCCAGAGGGUGCAGAGUCUGCCCGGCAACGACCUGUGCUCGGACUGCAGCCAGACGGCCCCCUGCUGGGCCUCCAUCAACCUGGGGGUGCUGCUGUGCAUCGAGUGCUCCGGGAUCCACCGGAGCCUGGGCGUCCACUGCUCCAAGGUGCGCUCCCUCACGCUGGACUCCUGGGAGCCAGAGCUACUCAAGUUGAUGUGUGAGCUGGGCAACACUGUGAUCAACCACAUCUACGAGGGCACCUGCGAGGCUCUGGGCGCCAGGAAGCCAGGACCCACCAGUUCAAGGCAGGAGAAGGAGGCCUGGAUCAAGGCCAAGUACGUGGAGCGGCGCUACCUGAAGAAGAUGAGCGGCAGCGAGGCAUUGGUGGAGGGGGAGAGGAAGUCCCGCCCCUGGACGGUGAAGAAGUGCCCGCAGCACCGCAGCUCCCUGCGCGCGCCCCACAAGGCCCGCAGAAAGUACCACCGCUACGACCCCAGCGGCCCGGCCCCCGCCAACCUCUCUGCAGCAGCGGCGGCCGCGGCGGCCAAGUUCCGUCGGGACUCUCUGUUCUGUCCCGAUGAGCUGGACUCCCUGUUCUCCUACUUUGACACCGGCUCUGGGCCUCGCAGCCCGGCAGGCCUGAGCAGCGACAGCGGCCUGGGAGGAAGCACUGACGGCAGCACUGACAUCGUCUUCGGCGCCGUGGUGGACAGCGUCACGGAGGAGGAGGAGGAGUCGGAGGAGUCGUCCAGCGGGGACGUGGAGAUCGAGCAGGAGGUGGCCUCCGACCCAGAGGACCCCCGGGAGCUGCACCCCGGGGCCCUGCUCCACCGAGCCUCCCGCCUCCACAACCUGCCGCUCAUGGCCGAGGCGCUGGCGCACGGCGCUGACCUGCAUGCCCCCGGCGAGCAGGAGCACGGCAGGACACCGCUCAUCGAGGCCGUGGUGGGGGGCUCUUUGAUAGCGUGUGAGUUCCUGCUCCAGAACGGGGCUGACGUGAACCAGAGGGACAUGCGGGGGCGGGGCCCGCUACACCACGCCACCAACCUGGGCCACACCGGGCAGGUGUGCUUGUUCCUGAAGAGAGGGGCAUCGCAGUCAGAGGUGGACGAGCAAGGUCACGACCCUUUGAAUAUCGCUGUCCAGGCUGCCAACGCAGAUAUCGUCACCUUGUUGCGUCUGGCGCGGAUGAACGAGGAGAUGCGCGAGGCCGAGCCGCCGCUGGGCCAGCCAGGUUACAUCACCCGUGUUGACGUCUUUCGCCAGUUUUCUCUCCUCGCGUCGUUACGGCCCGAAAAGCUCCGGAGAAGGAGCCUUCAAUUCAGCCGCAGCCAGGAAACAACCUAGCGUCCCGAGCCAACCAUAACCAAGUGACUUGUUAGUCACGUGAUGAAAGGAUUGAUAUCAUGCUUUUUCCAAUUUUCCCUUUGCUUAAGACUGUUAUAUGACGUAUGUAAACAUGUUUUACGUCUGCUAAGCUCGAACUAUCUAAGUCCGAGCCAGGGGGAGUAUCCACCGAGAGUGCCCCUAAAUAAGUGUGUGAAACAGCUUGUUUGCGCUCAAACCUUACUGCUGUAACAGUGUGACGUCAGACACAGUGUAAACAUGGUGCAGUGGGCGCUGCUGAAGUGCCGAAGUCACAGACACAUGCACAAAGAGUUUGAACCAAUCACAGGAGAAUGAUUUCGAAAGACGCUGAUAUUGUUUUUUCCGAAUGAACAGUGUAAGAAUAAUAAGGGGUAUUUCUAACAUACAGGCAUGUAACCCUAUUCUAGUAGUAUCCCCAAAGGCAAUUCUUAACCCUAAAAAAGAUAUGAUAUGGGAUCUUUAAAUUAUAUGGGAUCUUUAAAUCAGACUAAACUACUGAAAGAAGACAAGACCAGGUGAGAUGAGUAGGUAGGUAGGAAGGAGGCUUAAAGACACGUUUGGAAUGAUUCUUCAGCCUCAAAUUAUUUUCUGUGAGAGUGUGAGUCAAGGUCACAAGAUUGAGAACUUGUAUAGCAGGUGGAAUGUAAUUUGUAAAUAUAAUGCCUCCAUUUUGACAGACCUAUUUGUUUAUAGCUUUUAAAGCAGGUGUUUGACAAUUAAAGCUGUAUAGUUUUCCCAAGGAAGUCAGUUCUCUUUCGUCUAAAAUUCAAGAUUUUAACAUUUUAGAAAAUACUUCUUGCAUUUUCGAAACACUGGAAAUAAUUUAUUUGUUUGACAAUACAUGCAUUUACGAACAAAUGCUAAAUUAUGUAAGACCAUUUCUAUAUUUUGUGUGUCUAGAUAAUGUUAAAAUAAAUUAUUUUUGCAUUCUA
Molecule: messenger RNA, 3171 nt
Organism: Gadus morhua (Atlantic cod)
Lineage: Eukaryota; Metazoa; Chordata; Actinopteri; Gadiformes; Gadidae
Product: arf-GAP with coiled-coil, ANK repeat and PH domain-containing protein 3-like
Molecular function (GO): protein binding; GTPase activator activity
Source: RefSeq, a predicted model, not a curated record